AUGGCCGACACCAUCCGUCGCCUCAUCCAGCGCUCUCAUCCCACCUGCAUCCCCAUCUCCAACCUUGUUUGCGAAAACCUUCUCCCAUCUCGGCGUCUCGCUCUCUCUCCCUCCUCCUCCUCCCAGCAGCGGAGCCAAACCUUGUCGCCACCACCACCUCCCAUCCGCGUCCUUCCUCCGUUCUCCGUUCGCCGUUGGCCCGCGCACUCCCACACGCUUGGCGUCUUUCGACCUGCAUUUCGCCGCUUCGACGCUCGCCUGCCUUCCGCGCGUCUUCGGCUCACCACGCCAGUCAGUGCCUGCAGCGCGCCCGCACAUCCGUCUGCAAGUGCCGCCGCCGUUUCGCCCCCGCCCGCCCGCUCGCUCGCGCCGCAGCCUUGUCUUCAACCCCAAUACGACAAACCCGUCGCCAGCAUCCACUUUUCUCGUCUGUCUUUGUCUAGACCGACCGACGCGCAACACACGCCGCCUCGAGCCUCGUCUCCCGCCUCUGCCCACAACAAGCAGCGUUCAGCUUGCUGCUUCCCGCCUGGCCAACGCCUCUAUCUAGACGGACCGCUUUCCCGCUCGUCCUAG
This is a messenger RNA of Moesziomyces aphidis, 576 nucleotides long. NCBI's taxonomy places the organism in Eukaryota, Fungi, Basidiomycota, Ustilaginomycetes, Ustilaginales, Ustilaginaceae. The record is from the annotation of a GenBank genome assembly.